CCAUCGUAUGGUUGCCUAGGUAGCCACGGACGACGAAAUAUGUUUGGCGUAAACAAAUUGGUUCUCGUGAGAAGCUGAAUUAUUUUGUGAAAAUCAAUCGCAUAUGACAGUUCUUGUUAGUACAUGUCGGCAAUAUGACAUCUCUAGAUUUAAGACAACAGAAACUCGAACAGCAGAGGCAAUUAAUUGCACAAAAAAUGAAACAAAAACGACAAAGUGGCGCUGGUGGAAUGGUACAGGCAUCUAACAUAUCAAGCACUCAGCUUACAAGUCAUUCUACAAAAUGGAUGAAUCCAAACAAAGAGCUUCGAGGAUAUGAUGGGCCAUUACAGUUUAAUAUAUCACAUACAAACCCAGAUUUAAAUACCUUUGCAGAAAAUAAGGAUGUGGAAUCAAGAAUUCAUGAAGUAAGCACAGAAGGAGGUUUUUAUCAAACUAUGGAAGCUGCAGAUUGUGCAGAUGAAGAAUCGUCACCUAUAGAUAUACACUCUCCUUCGGAAUCUUUACCAUGUCCUUCACCUCUUAGAGUAGCUCCAUCAGAUGGUGCUAGCACACUUAUCAGUAGGGAGAAUAAUUCUUCAAGUCCAGAAUUAGAGGGAAACGUGGAAGGGAAUAUAGAGCAUUUUGUAUUACAACCAGCAAAUAAAAAAAUGCAUUACAAAUGUAGGAUAACACGUGAUAGAAAGGGUAUGGACCGUGGCCUCUACCCAACUUAUUUUUUACACUUAGAACGUGAUUAUGGGAAGAAGAUUUUCUUACUAGCUGGACGUAAAAGAAAAAAAAGUACAACAAGUAACUAUUUAAUUUCUACCGAUCCUACGGACCUUUCAAGAGCAGGCGAAUCUUAUAUUGGAAAAUUAAGAUCAAAUCUUCUGGGAACACAAUUUACCGUAUACGAUAAUGGAUAUUCAUUAAUGAAAGAUGAUAAAAGAGACGAUCGUUUUAAUCCCAGACAAGAAUUAGCGGCGGUAAUAUACGAUACUAACGUUUUAGGAUUUAAAGGGCCACGUAAAAUGACUGUCAUUAUCCCGGGAAUGACAUCGGAUCAAAAAAGAGUUGAGAUUUGUCCACGGGAUGAGUCUGAAACACUUCUUGAACGAUGGAAAACAAAAAAUAUGGACAACUUAAUAGAAUUACACAAUAAGACUCCUGUAUGGAACGAUGACACACAGUCAUAUGUACUUAAUUUCCACGGACGCGUAACUCAAGCGUCUGUGAAAAAUUUUCAAGUGGUACACGAUAGUGAUGUUGAUUACGUUGUUAUGCAAUUUGGCCGUGUGGCAGAAGAUGUUUUUACAAUGGACUACAGGUUUCCAUUGUGCACGCUUCAAGCAUUUGCCAUCGCUUUAAGUAGCUUCGAUAGUAAGUUAGCUUGUGAAUAAUAUAAUUCAUAAUUGAACGUAAAAAUGAUUAUACAUCUAUGGGCGAUAAACUACACUGGUUAGAAGAAUCCGCAAUGGACAAUCAACAGAUUGUAAUGAUGUUUUUCUACAAGCAUAUCCGUAACAAUAACUAUUCUAUUGAUAUCUGAUGUAAGGAUAAUUGAUAUAAAUCGUGUGUUCACUUUUCUUAUAUAUAGAUACUGUUUUUAAAUGCUAAACAUACAUUUCACAUUUGAUGCAUUGCGCCCAAGGAUUAAGAUAACAGUUAUAACUGUAUUGUUGUUGAUCCUAAUAUAUUGUGCUAUAAUGUGCAUUUCGAUUCAUAUUGCACAUGCAAUGUUUUAUUGUUAAUACUUGUAAUAAUAAUAUUGCCUAUAGACGUUCAGUGAUGAAUAAUAUACAUGGUAAAGAAUUAUAAUUUAAAAACAAACUGUACAAUCUUUAAUUUAUAUUUUAUUAAUUGUUUGCUCUCUUAUUCAAUAUUUGAAAUAUUUUAAACUAUGUUUGUGCAAUCAAAUGUCUGGUAUUUACAAGGUUUACAUUUUGGUAUUAUCAUGAUCAGGUUUUUACACAAACGAUAUUUUAUAACAAUGAUAUUAAUAUUGAUACACUGCACAAUUUACUGCCUAAACAGAUGAUAAUGAAUCUUUGUAUCAAAAGUAUAUGGAAUACAUAUAUGUCGAGUUAUUUUUAUGCUAUAUAUCUUUGCUUGAAGAUAUCAAGCACAUUUUACACUCAUGAUAAUAAAAUAACACAAAAAAUUAUAUGAGAAGUAAGAUUAAAGGUAAUAUUUAUCUGCAAUGUUUUUUAGAACUGACAUUAAGGAGAUAAAUGAUCAGUUAUUUGCAAACGGAUUUGUAUGUAAUUUAUUACUUUUUCUUAGAAUUGGGAAUAAUCUUACAAAUGACAAAUAUGUUUUUAUUUACAUGAAAAUAUGUUGUGUAUAGCUCCCAGUGCAUAAUAUUGUAUCUCACUGCGUGAAAAAUUUUUUAAUAUCUAAGUGCACUAGUCAAAGAUAUUGCUAUAGCAGUGUAACCACAAUUUCAGUGUACGUAUUAUAAUGGAUCUGUUAAUCAUUGUCUAAACGUAUCAUUCAAAAUACAUAUCAAGUAUUUUUAUUUGAUAUACAACUUAUUGUUCAAAAAACAUGUUAUCAUUGACAUAAAAUCCCUUAUAUUUAUAAAAAUACCAAAGAUAUGUUGAUAGUUAUGUAUAAUGUAGAAUGAAUUCAUUAAAGCAUUGAUAAAAAUAUUUUUAUGCUGUGCCUUUACAUAACAUUAAUUGCACAUUAGGGAAUUGCAAAGAAAAACUUGACAAUUUUUAUUUCAUUAUGUAAAUCUUCAUCCAAUGAAUUCGACAUUUAUAAGCAUUUUAAUAAUCAUGUACUAUUUUCAUCAAAUUUACAAAAGGUAAAGUUCAUUAUUAUUUUAAAGUUUUGUAAGAUCAUUUAUUAGUGUGUUUUAUGCAGCUGGGAAUUAGAUAUAUAUGGUAUUAAAUGUUCAUAUAUAUAUAAUAAAAUAAGAUAAAAUAACAAAAAGUAAAGUGAGAUGUAAACAAAUGUAAAAUUGCAACGCGAAAAACGACAUUAUAGAAGUAUUGGAGAAAAUUUGUAACUUUAUAAAUUUUAUACAUCUUAAGUUUUGUUUGUGAUAAAGUACUGCUAUUUAUAAGAAAUGAAUGUGUAUUUUAUCAAAGAAAGGUGCUACUUAAAGGAAAAUCAUUUUUAUCAAGAUAAAGCAAAACCAAUUUAAAUACUAUACAAGUAAACAGUAUUAAUAUUAUUUAGAAUGUCAAUUAGACAUUUUAUAAUUGUAAUAUUUCAUAUUGGACUUAUUUUUUACUUCAGUAAUGUUAAUACCGAAUAGCAUUUAAGAUGUAUUGAUAAUACUUUAAUUGCGUGUGAGUGUGCGUGUACACAUUAAAAAGUAAAAUCUGUAAUUAGCUUAUCAUGUUUAAUGUUGUGAAUUGAAGUGUUCAAUGGGUAUUAUAUUUUCAUCAAUCUGAAAAUAAAUACAAAUUGCAACUUUUUAUGGUUUGUUUUCAGAUCCAUAACUUAAAUAGAUUUAUAUGAACAUUAAUUUUGUAUAUAAUAAAUCAUUCUUUAAAAGAUAUGAAGGAAUUAUAAUCCUUGGCACAAAAGGAGUAGAAAAUGGUUGAAAGGUUGAAUAUUUAUGACCAUAACAUUUAUUAGUAGAGACUUUAAUAGAAAAAGAUCACAUGAAAGUUUUACACCAAUACUGAACGAUAAGAUUAGUGAACAGGUAAUUAAUUCCCUUAGUUUAAAUGUAUAAAAAAAAUUUUUUGUAUUGAAAUACAAUGAAGGCACUUAAGGUCUAACAUUCAGAGAUAUAAAUAAAGGAUAUAAUGUGACUAUCACUUUUAUGUUUAUUAUUUACAACAUGAAUACAAGUUCUCAAAUUUUAAUUGAAUAUUUGUUUAAUCAAAAGAAGAAAUGAUAUACAGAAAUACUAUUCAAGAAUCUUAUUCUUGUGUUUUCCACUGUCAUAUUAAAUAUAUUACUAUUUUCAAUAUUGUUUUAUUUUCAUCAAUAUUUUUUUCUUUUCUAUUUAAAAAUAUAUCCAAACUAGAAUCUUGUAAAACUAGACCUUCCAAUUUUACUUUUUACUUCUUAUACCUUAAUUUACUACUAUAGAGGGGUGCCAAAUUAAUUGCAUAGAAUUAUUGGUAUUCGAAGAACAUUUUAAAAUAUGAUCAAAUAUACUCUAUAUUGUAUAUGUUAUAAAAUAACUAUAAAUCCAAGCUUAUAUCAUUACAAAUUCAAACAUAACACAACAAGCGCAACGAUUUAUCAUAAAAUAUGUAGCAUUAAAAUUCAAUGUCAAAUGAAUUCAAUAUCGAAGUUGUAACCAUGCGUAAAAAACUGAUAAUAACCUUAAAACCACAUUAAUGAAUGAGCACUUUAUUGCUCCUCUUGCUGUUAUUGCUUCAAGCAAAGAAUUACAGAAGAGGAAUGUUGAACAGAGCGUCAAGUAUCAGAAUACUAACUAAGACAAAUCGCUUGCAAACUUGAUUUAAAGAAGCAAAAUAUAUCAUUUCAUAUAAAUGUUUUUCCAUGUACAUAAAACAUACUUGAAGAGUCUAUAAUAUUGCAAAGCCUUCUUUACAAAUGAGUCUUUUGAAAAUACCAAAAACUGUUCUAUAAAGUCCAUUGUGAAAGCUUUAAAAUUUAUAUCAUUAAAAAACUUUUCACGGAUAUCCUAAUUAUAAUUAUUACUUGUUUACUGAUUUAUUUAUAUAGAGUUUUGAUAUUUGAUGUAUUUACCAUAGCAUAUUAUUUUAUCAGCAAUUAAAAUAGUAAUGGAACUUGAAUUUAAUAUAUAUAUAUAUAUAAUAUAAUAUAUAGUAUAAUUGUAUAUUAACUGACUAUGCAUUUUUCUUAAGCAUCUGUACGCUGUGAUAUGUUAUAAUCUUCAAUUUCUUGGUUUAAUAUAAAAAAUGAUGUUUCAGGACGGAAAUGAAAUGCACAAGGUAUACAAUAAAUGAUGAUUUAUUGUACACAUUGUUUAGUAAGCUCCAUAGCAUAGGAAAGAAGUGACGUCAUUCAGAGAUAUUUAUUAAAGUAACACAGAAUAUUAUUUUUUAACAAAUAAUACUUUUUGAUUAGAAACAGUAAUUAAUUUAUUCUAGGAGGAGCUUACUCUAUUUGUCCUAAAAGAUAAAUGCGGUAUUUCACAGAUAUUCUAGUUUUCCAUUUUUAAUUACAUUUUCUAAUUUCAAAUGAAUUAUAUUUUUUAUAACUUUAUGGAAGGCUAUUGUAGAAUGUAUUACAAAACAUUUCAAGAGUUUUAAAUAUUUUAUAUACAUUUUUAAUACGAAUGAUUAAAAUUUUCAAUUUUCAGCGUACUAAGCAUAUUUUUUGGUUUCACUUUAAUAUAUAAAUAGAAUUAUUAAAGAUUUGCAAUUUCUAGUAAUUAAAUUGACAUUGACCUCUUCUAUAAUAUACGAACAAUUUUUUAAUUAACUUUUGGUAACUAUAAUUUAAGAUGUAAAAGUUUAUAAAAUCAGAAGAGCAUUCCACUAAUUCUCAUGUAUUUAAAAGCAUUCAUUUCCAGAAUAUAGAAGUUAUUAUAAAAAUCAGAGUUAAAAAUAUAAAUAUUGCAGAUCAGCAAGAAAUUAUGCUCAAGGGUAUUAAAAAUAUACAAAUAUAUCGCAUAGAAUCGAUAAUAUACCAUAAAUUGCUGUGUAUUCAAUCUAAUUAUUUACUUUAGUACACAUCAUAGGCCAUAUAUAUUGAAAAUGGUACUACAUUAGUUCUUUUUAGAUGAUUUUAUAUACUUUACAUUACAUUAU
Messenger RNA from Bombus huntii, 5693 nucleotides. RefSeq names its product protein king tubby (gene ktub). NCBI's taxonomy places the organism in Eukaryota, Metazoa, Arthropoda, Insecta, Hymenoptera, Apidae. The record is from RefSeq and is a predicted model, not a curated record. The transcript is spliced from 8 exons. Gene Ontology annotation, biological process: protein localization to cilium. Gene Ontology annotation, cellular component: cilium. Bases 135 to 1382 code for a protein of 415 amino acids.